AGGCCGGGGGCGGGCGGGACCCGCGGGCCGAGCGCCGGCCGCCGUCUCCAGCGUCCCGCGCCGCUCGCUAGCUGGGCGCCCGUGUGGCCGCGGGGCGGGGCGAGGGCGGCGUCCCGCAGGACCGCGCGCGUCCGGGGCGCACCGGAGCCGGGCAGCGAGCAGCGCCAUGCUGGAGGGCGACGUCGGCGCGCAGGGGCCCUGCCCCCAGGAAGCCCCCGCAGCCCAGGCCGUGGGUGGGGAGGGCGCGCCGCCCGGCGGUCCGCGCGCACAGGCGGCCACGAUGCGGGUCAGCGAGAAGUACUCGACGCUCCCGGCCGAGGACCGCAGCGUCCACAUCAUCAACAUCUGCGCCAUCGAAGACAUCGGCUACCUGCCUUCCGAGGGCACGCUGCUCAACUCGCUGUCCGUGGACCCCGACGCCAGCUGCAAGUAUGGGCUGUACUUCCGGGACGGCAGGCGCAAGGUGGACUACAUCCUGGUGUACCCACACAAGCGGCCCUCGGGCAGCCGGCCUCUGGCCAGGAGGGCGCAGCACGGCGACGCCGCGGCGGGGGCUCGCGGUGCGAGGCAGGAGCAGCCCCUGCCCGGGAAGGGGGCGCCGCCGCUGGACGCCGGCUCGCCCGAGCCCGCCGUGGACUACCACGAGGACGACAAGCAGUUCCGCAGGGAGGAGUACGAGGGCAACCUGCUGGAGGCCGGCCUGGAGCUGGAGCGCGACGAGGACACCAAGAUCCACGGGGUCGGCUUCGUGAAAAUCCACGCACCCUGGACCGUGCUGUGCAGAGAGGCGGAGUUCCUGAAGCUGAAGAUGCCCACGAAGAAGAUGUAUCACAUCAACGAGACCCACGGCCUCCUGAAAAAGAUCAACUCCGUGCUCCAGAAGCUCACGGACCCCAUCCAGCCCAAGGUGGCCGAGCACAGGCCCCAGACCACCAAGAGGCUCUCCUACCCCUUCUCCCGCGAGAAGCAGCACCU
Oryctolagus cuniculus (rabbit) is the source of this 975-nucleotide messenger RNA. The record is from RefSeq and is a predicted model, not a curated record. NCBI's taxonomy places the organism in Eukaryota, Metazoa, Chordata, Mammalia, Lagomorpha, Leporidae.